Scleropages formosus (Asian bonytongue) is the source of this 3390-nucleotide messenger RNA. Its product is annotated as serine/threonine-protein phosphatase 2B catalytic subunit alpha isoform. The record is from RefSeq and is a predicted model, not a curated record. NCBI's taxonomy places the organism in Eukaryota, Metazoa, Chordata, Actinopteri, Osteoglossiformes, Osteoglossidae. Bases 219 to 1817 code for a protein of 532 amino acids. The transcript has 16 exons. Gene Ontology annotation, molecular function: calmodulin-dependent protein phosphatase activity. Gene Ontology annotation, biological process: calcineurin-mediated signaling.
GCAGCGAUAUUGAUACGGUGUAGCUGUGAAUCUGGAGAGGCUCACUGUGUUGUAAAUUACAACACAGUUGCAAGUGUUUUGACGACGGCGGCUGACAGAAGUCAGAUCGCAGCGCUGCGCAGAAGGACGGGAACGGAACCGAAGUGGCGCCGGUGCCUCGACUUUAACGGAUCGCUUUCAGCUGCACUGUUACAUUCAGUUGCGAUAACCCGUUGGAAAUGUCCGAAAAUAAGCCAAAUGAUGACCCAAAGUUGUCAACGACGGAGAGGGUGGUGAAAUCUGUCCCAUUCCCUCCCAGCCACCGGCUAACAGUAAAGGAGGUGUUUGACAGUGACGGCAAGCCCCGAGUGGAUGUGUUGAAGGCCCACCUGACCAAGGAGGGACGCGUGGAAGAAAGCGUGGCCCUGAGGAUCAUCACAGAGGGUGCAGCCAUCCUGAGAUCUGAGAAGAACUUGCUGGAUAUUGAGGCACCUGUCACAGUGUGUGGCGAUAUACAUGGACAGUUCUUUGACCUGAUGAAACUCUUCGAGGUUGGAGGGUCACCAGCGAACACACGCUACCUUUUUUUAGGUGAUUAUGUUGAUAGAGGAUAUUUCAGUAUUGAAUGUGUGCUCUACCUAUGGGCCUUAAAAAUCCUUUACCCCAAAACCUUGUUUUUGCUCCGUGGGAACCAUGAAUGUAGACAUUUAACAGAGUAUUUUACAUUUAAGCAAGAAUGUAAAAUUAAGUAUUCCGAGCGUGUGUAUGAUGCAUGCAUGGACGCCUUUGACUGCCUGCCCCUGGCCGCCCUCAUGAACCAGCAGUUCCUGUGUGUGCACGGCGGCCUUUCCCCCGAGCUGACGCACCUCGAUGACAUCAGGAAAUUAGACAGGUUCAGGGAGCCCCCAGCCUACGGACCAAUGUGUGACCUUCUGUGGGCGGACCCCCUGGAGGACUUUGGCAACGAGAAGACCCAGGAGCACUUCACCCACAACACCGUGCGUGGCUGCUCCUAUUUCUACAGCUACCCAGCAGUCUGUGACUUCCUACAGCACAACAACCUGCUGUCAGUGAUCCGUGCCCACGAAGCGCAGGAUGCUGGAUACCGAAUGUACAGGAAGAGCCAAACCACAGGGUUCCCUUCACUGAUCACCAUAUUUUCAGCCCCUAACUACCUAGACGUAUAUAAUAAUAAAGCUGCGGUGCUGAAGUACGAGAACAACAUCAUGAACAUCCGGCAGUUCAACUGCUCCCCCCACCCCUACUGGCUGCCCAACUUCAUGGACGUGUUCACCUGGUCGCUGCCGUUCGUAGGAGAGAAAGUGACAGAAAUGCUGGUCAACGUUCUGAGCAUCUGCUCUAAUGAUGAGCUGAGUACUGAUGAAGAUGUGGACGAACAGCUUAUUUAUGGCCCAAGAAAAGGUGCUACGGCAUCAGCACGAAAAGAGGUAAUCCGGAACAAGAUCCGCGCCAUCGGUAAGAUGGCCAGGGUGUUUGCCGUGCUCAGAGAGGAGAGUGAGAGCGUGCUCACACUGAAGGGCUUGACCCCAACGGGGAUGCUGCCCAGCGGAGUGCUGUCCGGAGGAAAGGAGAAGCUGCAGAACGAAACUGCAGCUACUAUUGAGGCUAUUGAGGCUGAUGAAGCCAUUAAGGGCUUCUCGCCCCAGCACAGGAUCUCGAGCUUCGAGGAGGCCAAGGGCCUGGAUCGUAUCAACGAGCGUAUGCCUCCUCGCCGAGACACGCUGCCCUCCGACGCCAGCCUGAACUCCCUGAACCGGGCCCUCUCCUCCGAGAGCAACGGCACCGAUGGCAAGGGAGGCGGCAGCAACAUCCAGUGACGAGGGCCCGCGACCCUCGCUGUGGGGCGUAGACCCGUUACGGCCCAGAAGGCAGGAUGGGACGUACUGGAGCUCCUCCCCAACCCUUGCAGCUGCCCUGCUGGGAGCGACAGGGGGAGGGAUCUGGUUUGGCAGGGAUACAGGGAAGUAGUGAGAGGCCAAAACAAGACACGCAGAAGGUACUAACUAAACAUUGGCAGAGGAGUUACCUUUAGUCAAAAUGUUCAUAGGGACAUUCAAAGUUAUCACUGGUUGGCUCUUUUUGUAUUGUUUGGGGAUAUUUUUCAUUAAGUUCCUUCCCCAGAUGAAAUACAUAAAGGGUAUUUUUGGAAAGACUUCACUUAUUACUGGAUUUAUGUACAUUUUGUCUAACUUCUAUCUAACUGUUAUACGUUUACAGAACACAGCACUAAAAGUGGAUGGAACGUUUGAGAAAAAAAUAAUAAUACUUUUUUUUUUUUUUACACACACAUAUAAAGAUGUAUAAAGUAAGAUAAGGACUAUUUAUUAACUUUUUGUUACUCAUGUCAUAUCUCUACUAAACAAAGCAGUCUUAAGAUGUUGCAACAUUGUUGAAAUGCCAAAAAGAACGAUUUAUGGUUUUGUACAGCUUUCGCUUACCUCAGCUUUAUUUAGUGUGUUUUUUUGGCCCAACUUUAUGUACGAUGCUUCAUUCAGAAAAUUAACACAUUUUUCCUUGAAGUUUGAUAACUGGAACUUACAUGUACCUUAACAUUUAGUGGCAUCUUAUUUCCUUUUAUUUGGGGAUGUAAUUAUUGGUUUGUGGCUUGCUGAAACUGUGUUGAUGAGUAACAACUUUUUUCUUUACUAGUAGUGUAGUGAACAAGAAACUUACAUGCCAUAUAAAGGUUAAUGGAAAAGGUCUAUAUUCUACACAAAGCAAAUAUUCUGCCUAUGCAUGUUUUAAGUGUUUAAAUAAAAGAAAUAAUUAAUAAAAAUCGAGUCAUGAAAUAAACUUGGUGGCACUGACCUAUUGGAGCCUGGCAGCCGUGACAGGUGUGUACUGGAAUUGUGUAGUGAAAUUCUUUAUAUUCGCACCAUGAUAUUCAUUUAUGCCUUUAACCUCUUCUACAAUUAAUGCAGAAGAAGAUUUAUGCUAUUUUAAGCAUACUCCAGGCUUUUAAGUGCACAUAUGAUAUACACAAUUUAGCAUGGUUAGCAGUUCUUGUGACAAUUGUUUGUGGUUACAUGUGGAAAUCAAAAUGCAUGAUAGCUGUUAGUAUGAUACAAUGCUUUAGUCAUUCAUGUUCUGUUCUAGUCCUACAAGGCAAUUAUUAUUAUUAUUAUUAUUAUUAUUAUUAUUAUUAUUAUUAUAAUAAGUAGUAAUAGUAGAAGUACAUUUUUUUCUUUGCUUUGUAUAUUAGUUACAGGUUUGUUACUGCUCCAUACUUUAAAACAAAAGAGACGAUGAUGUCUUCUUUGAAAGUGCCCCAGCAAUUCACUACAACAUUAUGCCUUUGCUUUCGUAAUUUGACUCCAGAACUGUUGGCAGACAAGGCAUGCACUUUGCAACAAUGAAAAGUAUUUUAUAUUCCUGUUCAAUAAAAUGUGC